AUGUCUGAUAUGGCCGUUUCUUCGUCGUCUCUCUCGAUGUUUUUUCUUCUUUGCUUUUCGCGGCCGCAGGUGGAAGCUUUUGACUUUAUUUUUGGAACGGCAUGGAAUAACAUACCGCCGGAGGAGCAUGGACCCACCCACUUCCGCUUUUGGGGUUCCAGAGGUUGGCAGCGAAGCCGCCGAAGGGACGUCGAGGAAGCAAGUUUCAACGCCGGCAUCGCAGAGCACCAGACAUCACAGGAAGACCGCAGCAGCGACAAGCAGCAGCAGCAGCAGCAGAAGAGCCGCCAGCUAGCAGAAGAACUACCUGACUUCCGACUGAGCUCCUCUGAGCCUUGUGACCUCGGACACUACCCCCGCCUUAGCUCGCUUGCCGCUUGUCUUACAAGGCCGCAAGUUGAUAUCAAACUCUUCAACACCCAUCACCAGCCGAUAAGCGGUAGCAAAAUGCAGGCCAUACCAGACGCCCGUCAUCAGACGUUCGAGGAGAUCUAUGGGCCUCCCGAGAACUUUUUGGAGAUCGAAGUGAGGAAUCCUCAGACGCACGGCACAUCCCGCAAUAUGUAUACGUCGUAUGAAAUUGUCUGUCGGACCAAUAUCCCAGCGUUUAAGCUGAAACACUCUGUUGUUCGUCGCCGAUACUCAGAUUUCGAAUACUUCCGAGAUAUACUGGAAAGGGAGAGCGCACGAGUCACGAUACCGCCACUCCCAGGAAAAGUGUUCACAAACCGCUUCAGUGACGAUGUGAUCGAACACCGUAGGGAAGGGCUUCAGCGGUUUUUGCAAAUAGUAGUCGGUCACCCCCUACUUCAGACUGGAAGCAAAGUGCUGGCCAGCUUUGUACAAGGUAAAUAUCUACCCUUAUCUAUACAAAUAUACGCUAUAGACUAA
Trichophyton benhamiae CBS 112371 is the source of this 891-nucleotide messenger RNA. RefSeq lists its product as uncharacterized. Gene Ontology annotation, cellular component: retromer complex; early endosome membrane. Bases 1 to 891 code for a protein of 296 amino acids. The transcript has 3 exons. Gene Ontology annotation, biological process: endocytic recycling; late endosome to Golgi transport. Lineage: Eukaryota; Fungi; Ascomycota; Eurotiomycetes; Onygenales; Arthrodermataceae. The record is from RefSeq and is a predicted model, not a curated record. Gene Ontology annotation, molecular function: phosphatidylinositol-3-phosphate binding.